This is a messenger RNA of Gaeumannomyces tritici R3-111a-1, 1224 nucleotides long. RefSeq lists its product as hypothetical. Bases 1 to 1224 code for a protein of 407 amino acids. The record is from RefSeq and is a predicted model, not a curated record. NCBI's taxonomy places the organism in Eukaryota, Fungi, Ascomycota, Sordariomycetes, Magnaporthales, Magnaporthaceae. The transcript has 3 exons.
AUGAAGACCUCUUUCCUUACCCUCCUCACCGUCCUGGCCGCCUCGGUCGCAGCGGGCCCCGUCCCCUCCGGCUCGUACGGCCUCGAGGCCAGGGGCGGCAACAAGGCUGCCGAAGGAGCCGGGAACAACCAGCCAACGCCGGUGCUGGUGGCGGCGCUUGUAAUGGCGCCGGUGCCGGUGCUGGUGCAGGUGCAGGUGCUGGCGGCGGCGCUCGUAAUGGCGCCGGUGCUGGUGCUGAUGCUGAUGCUGAUGCUGAUGCUGGUGCUGGUGCUGGCGCUGGUGCUGGUGCUGGUGGCGGCGCUCGUAAAGGCGCCGGCGCCGGUGCCGGUGCCGGUGCCGGUACUGGUGCUGAUGCUGAUGCUGAUGCUGGUGCUGGUGCUGGUGCUGGUGGCGGCGCUCGUAAAGGCGCCGGUGCUGGUGCCGGUGCUGGUGCUGGUGCUGGUGGCGGCGCUCGUAAAGGCGCUGGUGCUGGUGCCGGUGCUGAACAUCCAGCCCGAGGGCUUCAACGUCCUCGCCAGCGUCUUCAAGAGCGCCGUAGUCAAGGGAGAUGGCCUCGUGUUCAGCGACCUGAUCACCUUCCCCGACGUCGCGGCCUCCAUCUUCGACAAGGCCGGCAACACCAAGCCCUUCGCCAUCAGCAUCGACGACAAGUCCAUAUUCAUACCCCAGGGCGGCCAAGCCCAGGCCAACAUCCGCCGCGCCGACCUCCUGCCUUCGAUCCGCUCGCAGCUCGACGACGUGGCCGUCAAGGGCGUGCGGACGCUGCACUUCUCGGUCCAGCGCGACGCCGCCAGCCCGCUCAACGCGACGCACGACUACCAGCUCGUCAGCCUCGAGUCCAAGGACUUCUCCAAGCACCAGUUCGACGUGCGCACCGGCGCCGGCAACGGCAACAACAUCGCCGUGGUCGGCACCGACGCCGGCGGCGCCGUCCAGGAGGAGAUCUUCAAGACCGCCUUCGGCGAGGGCGCCUUUGAGAACUUUGCCAUCAAGCUCGACUUCGACCAGAACACGAUGCAGGUCUUCCACAGCACCGGCAACGCCGCCCUCAAGCAGGUCACAGAGCCCAUCGCCAACGACCUGUCGGGCCUGGGUGAGUACCACUUUGCACUGCAGAAGAACCCCGUCGGCGCCAACCCGCAGCCCACGGGCAUCAAGGAGGCCGUCAUCUACGGCGGCAUCUUCAUGGAGGACUCCACCAGUGGCACCGUCACUCUCCAGUAA